UCUUGAACAUUGGGUUUCUGUCAGUCUGGUUGUGUCACUUUGGAUUAAAAUGGGUAACCCGAGAGUGCUGCUUGUUCUCUUCUUUAUCGCAUUCAUCACAGUGGCACAAUCUAUUCCCUUCAUUGUUUUGCACGGUAUUUAUAAUAAAUGCAAGAGUCGAGGAAUCCAAAACUUCGUUAAGCUUUUAAGUGACUGGUCUGGUUCUCAAGGAUAUUGCUUAGAAAUUGGAAAUGGAUCAUGGGAUUCUUGGACCAAGCCCCUAUUAAAACAGACAGCUAUUGCCUGUGAGAAGGUGAAGAAGAUGAGUGAUCUAAGUCAGGGUUACAACAUUGUUGGACUUUCUCAGGGAAGCUUGAUUGGUAGAGGGAUUAUUGAAUUUUGUGAUGGAGGACCUCCCGUUAAGAAUUUUAUAUCAGUGGGAGGUCCACAUGCUGGUACCGCUUCUAUUCCUCUCUGUGGAUCUGAGUUGAUAUGCACACUUGUUGAUGAUAUACUCAAAUUUGUGAUCUACAGCAGCCUUGUCCAGGAACAUCUGACUCUCAGUGGAUAUGUUAAAAUACCAAUAGAUAUUGCUGGCUACAUAAAGGGGUGUAGGUUCCUUCCUAAGCUUAAUAAUGAAAUUAUUAAUAAGAGGAAUUCUACCUACAAGCAACGAUUUGCUAGCUUACAGAAUUUGGUACUUAUCAUGUUUGAGCAAGAUAAAAUUUUAAUACCAAAAGAAACAUCCUGGUUUGGUUAUUAUCCAGCUGGGGCCUUCCAUCCUGUUUUGCCAGUACAACAGACUAAGCUAUACACUGAAGACUGGAUUGGCUUAAAAACUCUAGAUGAAGCUGGGAAAGUUAAAUUCGUUAACGUGUCAGGGGAUCAUGCUGAUAUCUCUUGUAGUGAAAUGAAAACUUAUAUAGUGCCAUACUUGAAGGACCAGACAUCAAGAGUUACAAGGCCUAAAAUACAAGAACCUUCUUCUGAUUGUUGAAACUGUUGGGCUCAAUGAAGUGAGAAUAGCUAUUAACCAGUGGAAUACUGUUCUAUUCUUGGUGUAUGUUUGGGUGUAUUUGGCCAAACGGGCUUUUGGUUGCUCAAACAGGCUUUUGCCUAAUUUUUUAUUGUUCGGUUUGAUGUUUGUAAUUGGUAUCAGUUUCCAAACUUGAUUGUUGCCUUAAAAAGCCCCGAUUGGUCUUAAGUGAAUUUUUUCUUGCUUUGGCAUUCAACAUUAUUAUC
Gastrolobium bilobum is the source of this 1221-nucleotide messenger RNA. RefSeq lists its product as uncharacterized. Bases 50 to 976 code for a protein of 308 amino acids. Lineage: Eukaryota; Viridiplantae; Streptophyta; Magnoliopsida; Fabales; Fabaceae. The record is from RefSeq and is a predicted model, not a curated record. Gene Ontology annotation, cellular component: intracellular membrane-bounded organelle. The transcript has 12 exons. Gene Ontology annotation, molecular function: thiolester hydrolase activity.